AUGUUCAUGUUCAUAUUCAUGUUCAUGUUCAUGUUCAUGUUUAUAUUCAUGUUCAUGUUCAUGUUUAUAUUCAUGUUUAUAUUCAUGUUCGUGUUCGUGUUCGUGUUCGUGUUUAUAUUCAUGUUCAUGUUCGUGUUUAUAUUCAUGUUUAUAUUCAUGUUCAUGUUCAUGUUUAUAUUCAUGUUCAUGUUCAUGUUUAUAUUCAUGUUCGUGUUCGUGUUCGUGUUUAUAUUCAUGUUCAUGUUCGUGUUUAUAUUCAUGUUUAUAUUCAUGUUCGUGUUCGUGUUCGUGUUUAUAUUCAUGUUCAUGUUCGUGUUCGUGUUUAUAUUCAUGUUCAUGUUCAUGUUCGUGUUUAUAUUCAUGUUCAUGUUCGUGUUUAUAUUCAUGUUCAUGUUCAUGUUCGUGUUUAUAUUCAUGUUCAUGUUCGUGUUUAUAUUCAUGUUCAUGUUCGUGUUUAUAUUCAUGUUCAUGUUUGUGUUUAUAUUCAUGUUCGUGUUCGUGUUUAUAUUCAUGUUCAUGUUCGUGUUUAUAUUCAUGUUCAUGUUCGUGUUUAUAUUCAUGUUCAUGUUCAUGUUUGUGUUUAUAUUCAUGUUCGUGUUUGUGUUUAUAUUCAUGUUCAUGUUCGUGUUUAUAUUCAUGUUCAUGUUUGUGUUUAUAUUCAUGUUCAUGUUCAUGUUCGUGUUUAUAUUCAUGUUCAUGUUCAUGUUUAUAUUCAUGUUCAUGUUCGUGUUUAUAUUCAUGUUCAUGUUUGUGUUUAUAUUCAUGUUCAUGUUCAUGUUCGUGUUUAUAUUCAUGUUCAUGUUCAUGUUCGUGUUUAUAUUCAUGUUCGUGUUUGUGUUUAUAUUCAUGUUCAUGUUCGUGUUUAUAUUCAUGUACAUGUUCGUGUUUAUAUUCAUGUUCAUGUUUGUGUUUAUAUUCAUGUUCAUGUUCAUGUUCGUGUUUAUAUUCAUGUUCAUGUUCGUGUUUAUAUUCAUGUUCAUGUUCAUGUUCAUGUUUGUGUUUAUAUUCAUGUUCAUGUUCGUGUUUAUAUUCAUGUUCGUGUUCGUGUUUAUAUUCAUGUUCAUGUUCGUGUUUAUAUUCAUGUUCAUGUUCGUGUUUAUAUUCAUGUUCAUGUUCAUGUUCGUGUUUAUAUUCAUGUUUGUGUUUGUGUUUAUAUUCAUGUUCAUGUUCGUGUUUAUAUUCAUGUUCAUGUUUGUGUUCAUAUUCAUGUUCAUGUUCAUGUUCGUGUUUAUAUUCAUGUUCAUGUUCACAAAGUAA
This is a messenger RNA of Acipenser ruthenus (sterlet), 1257 nucleotides long. Its product is annotated as ATP synthase subunit a-like. The transcript has a single exon. The record is from RefSeq and is a predicted model, not a curated record. Bases 1 to 1257 code for a protein of 418 amino acids. NCBI's taxonomy places the organism in Eukaryota, Metazoa, Chordata, Actinopteri, Acipenseriformes, Acipenseridae.